This is a messenger RNA of Acanthoscelides obtectus, 3182 nucleotides long. NCBI's taxonomy places the organism in Eukaryota, Metazoa, Arthropoda, Insecta, Coleoptera, Chrysomelidae. The record is from the annotation of a GenBank genome assembly.
AUUCGCCUUAUUCGCCAGAUUUGGUAACGUGUGACUUCUGGCUCUUCAGGAAUUUGAAAAAAAAUCUGUGAGGUCGAAAAUUUUCGUCCGAAGAGGAAAUCGAUCAAGCAAUUAAUCAGUUUGUUGAAGGCAAUCCAAAAAGUGACUGGCUAGAAGCAUUUCAUUUGUGGAAGGUCACGGCAAAACACACAGGGAUGCAGCUAGCGUCCAAGCCACGCACCCAAUUCCAGCCUCCUGUGGCCUGUACUAUUUCGAGGUGAAAAUAGUUAGCAAGGGCAGAGAUGGGUAUAUGGGUAUUGGUUUGUCGGCCCAUGGUGUUAAUAUGAACAGAUUGCCCGGCUGGGAGAAACAAUCAUAUGGAUAUCACGGCGACGAUGGCCACUCGUUCUGUUCCUCGGGCACUGGCCAACCAUAUGGCCCCACGUUCACAACCGGGGAUGUCAUUGGUUGCGGUGUCAACCUGAUCGAUAAUACAUGUUUUUAUACCAAGAAUGGACACCAUCUUGGUACAGCCUUCACAGAUCUACCUCCAAACCUCUAUCCGACGGUGGGUCUCCAAACUCCCGGCGAAGUGGUCGAUGCAAACUUUGGUCAGGAACCGUUUGUGUUUGACAUCGAGGACAUGAUGAGGGAGCUGCGAUCUCGAACUAGGGUCGAAAUUAACGACUACCCCGUACCUGGAAGCCGAGGCGAAUGGCAGGCCAUAUUGAAUAAAAUGGUAUCCACGUAUUUAAUUCAUCACGGGUAUUGCAAUACUGCUGAGGCUUUUGCCCAGAUCACAGAACAACCUUUUAACGAGGAUAUGACAUCAAUUAAAAAUCGACAAAAAAUUCUAAAGUUAGUGUUAGCAGGUAGAAUGGGAGAAGCAAUAGAAAAGACCGGUAAAUUAUACCCUGGUCUUUUAGAGAACAAUCAGAAUUUGUUGUUUAUGCUCAAGUGCCGUCAGUUCGUAGAAAUGGUGAAUGGCACUGACAUAGAUGUAUGCCAUAGAAAAAGUAUAGGUGGCUAUUCACCAAACUACAACACAUCACCAAGACCAAACAGUCCGAUCCAGACGUCCGUCAUACAGUCCACCAAAAACUUUAGCAAUAAAAACAAACAUAUGAUGGUGGAAGAAAUGAAUCAGGAAAACACAGCUAGAAAUGGCUGUGAAAUGAGGAAUGACAAUUCUAUAAUCAACGCAGAAGAUAGUGAUGUAGAAAUGGAUACAUCAGAUGAGGUACCAAACGGACAUGGUGACAACUCUUGCGUGAACGGCAAGUCAGCACCGAACAAUGGAUAUCAAAACGGUAACAGUUAUGGAAAUGGAAAUACAACAGGUGACCCACCGGAAUAUACCAUAAGCUGUGAUAAUGACGAAGAAGAUAUGGAUGUUGACAUUCCAUGUCGAAAACCUUGUUCAAAACCAGCAGUUGAAAGAAUAUUGGAAUUUGGAAGAGAAUUGUACAGCAUGAGCCAAAGGUUAAAUGUUGAUAAACAAUCUAGUGAAACAAACGAAAAAAUGCUCGAGGAUGCAUUUAGUUUAUUAGCCUACUCGAAUCCUUGGGCUAGCCCCGUAGGAUGGCAGUUAGAACCUUCACAAAGAGAGUCAGUGUGUGCGUCUUUAAAUUCAGCUAUUUUAGAAUCAAAUAACAAGCCACGCAAGCCGCCCCUGGAAGUGGCUAUGGCGCAUAGCCACGAACUGAUCAGGCUAAUGUCCUCGGCUGGUCUGGGUUCAUGUGCGUUCGCAUCCCUGGUCGACAUCCUCGAACAGUGACGUCCCCUUUCGGGGGGCGAUUUUCUAUGGGGGGGCCGACAUCGUGCACACCCGCAGCCCCUUCUGUUGCCGUCGCCGCCACUGCACUGACUGCCAUACUCUACACGCGUACACACCAGAGGGCGCACGGAACCAUGCCUAGUGCGUAGUGUUUGUCCGCUGUAGAGGGCCUUCUUUGAUUCUAUAGGGUAGUGAUGCCGAAACACCUGCGUCUGAGAUGUAUGUAGACGUUUUGUUGUUUUUAUUUAAGGAAAGGGCGCUUUUAGGCGUACGGAAAUUAGCCAGCAGCUGAAAUUGUUGCGUACGAUUUUAAAUCAAGGUAAUAGAACAAUGUGAAUCUUCAAAUUUGAUCUGUUUCUCCUUUAAUAAGAGAGUGGAAAAGGUCACAGAAUUUGAGAAUGUCUUUUUGAACCGAAUGAAUAACUUGGGAAAAAAACAUACAAUAGUAAAUGGUUGCAUCAGUAUAGCCCAAGGAUAAUUGAUGUUUCUAGAAUAUACCGAUUUUGUAGUUUCAAAGGAUUGUUAACGACAUUUUAUAUUGUUUUUUUCCGAACGUCGUCUGCUUAUGACAGCUUUAAAAAAUACAUUGUGACACUCGACCCUCCAAUUAGCGGAGCUUUAAUUGAAUUGGAUAAACCUUCCACAUAUGUUUUAUUACCUUCAUGUUAAGUUGUUUGUGAUAUGUCAGCCUCCAACUAAUUUUUGUAUGUUAGCCCUGUUUCCUGGAUUACCGAUUGAUAUCCAGCAAUCUUUGUAUAUACUGGCCAUAAGCAUUAGCCACCAUAAAAAAAAUUGAUUAUUUUGUAUUUUUUAUUUUUUGUGGAUUAAAUAAUAUAUUUAAUAAAAAGCAUUAUUUAAUAAUCAGCGUUUCAAUGUGUUCAUGUAGUCCACUGGUGCUUGUUGGUAAGAUGUUCAAAUCUGGCUAGCCAAGUUUCAGCAACCUAGGGACCAGUUCAGGAAAAUCGCUUAGAAUCUUGGAACGAUACAUAGCUAGGGGAAAUCCAAACCUCUCACAUGAACGUUUUUCUAGGUGGGAUAUUUAAACUUUCAAACUUUCAUAUAUUCCACCAUUUUUAUCAAAACCUAACACUCUGUUUCCUUUGUCCAGAACCGCUUCAAUUUCCUUCUAUAAUUGCAAUUUACUAGUCUAUAGUCUCUCUUAGUCUAAUCAUAUUAGCAAAUUUCCCCGAAAUAAUUGUAAAGUCUGGUUAUAUUGGUACAAGUUGUUCAAGGGGGUAUUGAAAACAUGGACGCAUAAAAUGGGUACACGAAUUCUUGUGGGAAAACUUUUUAUUUGGCAACAAAGAAUGAGAAAACGUGUUUUUUGGGAUUCAAUCGAAAGUGUUGACAAGAACGAAAAAACUUUUCAUAUAGGAUUUUUAGGUAUUUAUGAGACCACACGUUAAAAGAUCUGACUAAUAGCAAA